Messenger RNA from Ictidomys tridecemlineatus (thirteen-lined ground squirrel), 2578 nucleotides. It is a transcript of the gene Clec4e, whose product is annotated as C-type lectin domain family 4 member E. Lineage: Eukaryota; Metazoa; Chordata; Mammalia; Rodentia; Sciuridae. The record is from RefSeq and is a predicted model, not a curated record.
AAUAAAAUGCCUGAUACACAUCACUUAUGAAGUAAAGUCAGGGUUAUUUUGGCAUGGUUCUGCAGGUUCAAGUCCAACAUUGGACAGCCACAUACAUGAUUUGGAUCUCAGGUGAGAAUGACAUAUUAUGCCAAGAACAAAACAGAGAGAGACUUCAACAGAGGUGCCACUAUCCCCAUUAAGGACAUACCCCAAUUAUCUAAGAACCUCCUACUUGGCCUCAUUUCUUAAAGGUCCAAAGCACCUACCUAUAGCACCACCCUGGAGACCAAGCCUUUACAUUAUAGACCUCUGGAGAACACUCAUAUAAACCAUAGCAAUCUGCAUAUAUAAUUUUAGAAUGUUUUAAAUAAAUAUAUAUAACUAUAAAAUGAAGAAUACAAAACAAAUUUCCUAAUCUAUUGAAGUAAUACAAAGUCCCUGUGGGACAAAAGACAUGGAACAUCUGCAUCAUCAGAUGUGGGGAUUACCAACUCAUGUGUAUCAUACUUCUGCUUCUUUGCACUUGGGAAAUUUUAAGACAAUGGAUACCAAUGUGAUCAUGUUCUUAUUCUCCUAUCUUUAAGAAAGGAAAUGGAACCUAUCAAACUAACAUUCUGGUGAAGCAUUACAUCCUAACAUCUAAAAAAAUUACUUCUUCUAACAUGUAAAUCUAUUUCUCAUAGUGUAGGUUACAAUAAGGAACUAAAAUUUCCAAGUAUAUCAGGGCAAUAGAAUUAAAAUACUUGCUCUCUCUGAGGCCUCAGGAUUUGUUUCAUAUUGUAACAAAUUGAUCUGAAUUUCAAAGGAGUCAUGUCCAUGUUGCAUGAGGUUUAUCAGCUAAGGUGGGUCUGUGAAAUAAACCAUUGUUAACACUGGAUAAAAGGGAUGCAAAUACUCAGCACUACCAUCUCAAGAGGAAGGAAGUAAAAUGAUAAAAGAUGGAAAAAGAUUCUCAUAGCUAAGUCUUAAAUACACCCACUAUAUGUCCAGCUCUCUGCUAAAUGUGUGAGAUUUGGAGUCCAAGCCUUCUUUUUCAGUUAUCAAAAGUGUGGGUGAUACAGAUGAAAAUUGAAAUUUUGAAUGCAAAGAUGGACACCACACUGUCAAGGGAAAAUUGGGAAUGAGUUAGGUGUUGAAGAGAAUGAGACUUUUUCCACCUAAAGAAAAAACUUUUUUAGGUUUUUUGCAUUUCAUGUCAGUCAGCCUACAUGUGUUGCUGCUUAGUGUUUUGUCAUUUCCUAAUCUUGUUAUUUCCUGGAGUGAGGAAAAUAGACAAGUUGUACAGUAAACUCCCUUAAUCUUAUGCAAGAAGGGAAAUCCUGAGUUAAAUGCACAGUCACCAAACAAGCUAAUCUAUGUCUACUAGUGUUGAACUAUCUAAAAGGAAAUAAAGUGUUGAUCAUUCAUGAUUCAUUUUCCCUGGAAUCUUACAAACUGAACACUCCUGCACCCAGAAACUGAGAAGGGAGAGAGAAAGAAAGAGAAUGAAUUCAUCCAAAUCAUCUGCACUACAAUGCACAGAGAGAAGAUUCUUCUCUUCCCAGGCAUUCUUAUGGACUGUGGCCAGUGCCUCCAUCCUGCUUCUCAGUGCCUGUUUUAUCACCAGAUGUAUCGUGACAUAUCACAACUUUCAAAUUUGUGAUGAGAAAAAGUUCCAACCACAUGAGAAUUUAUGGGAGCUCUCCUGCAAUAAUGAUGGUUCAGGAUCAGUGAAGAAUUGCUGUCCAUUGAACUGGAAACAUUUUCAAUCUAGCUGCUAUUUCUUUUCUACAAACACCAUGUCCUGGUUAUCAAGUUCAAGGAACUGCUCAGGCACGGGAGCUCAUCUGGUGGUUAUCAACACACAGGAGGAACAGGAAUUCCUUUACCAUGCAAAACCUGAAAAGAGAGAGUUUUUUAUUGGACUGACAGACCAAGUGGUUGAGGGUGAGUGGCAAUGGGUGGAUGGCACACCUUUCACAGAGUCACUGAGCUUCUGGGAUGCAGGAGAGCCUAACAAUUUAAUUACGCUGGAGGACUGUGCCACCAUCAGGGACUCUUCAAAUGCAAGGAAAAACUGGAAUGAUAUACCCUGUUUCUACAACAUGUUUUGGAUUUGUGAAAUGCCAGAAAUAAAUGCUGCAAACUAACAUAAAUCUUUAAGAACUAUUUGCAUGACGUAAAUAUAUAAAUGAUAAGGAACAAGAACAUGAACAUAUCCAUAGCCCAACAAGAGAAAAUAGUCAUUGUAUACCAUAAGGACUUCAUAAGUAUUCAUUACUCAGAUAUAAAUAAAACAAGUGUUUUUCAAUGUUUUAAUUUAUGAUGCUGACUGAAGUACAUUCUCCUCCAUGUUAGUUCCUCCUCUCAGAAUUUUCAAAGCAAUCCACUAGUCAUGGGAAUCAAGGAACUCUCCUUUUGAUACACUCGCCUCAUUGGUAUUUAUAUGAAAGUACAGGGACACAGAGCAAGUACAGAGUAAAACAAAGAAGAUUUUGGAAAAUUCCUUUGAAUGAUUGCUUGGUUGUCCCUUUCUGGCUCCUGGAAAGCCUGUCUUUUCUCAUGUUGUUUUUCAUCUCCUGUCCAAACAUACAUCUUCUCUAUGUUUUCCUGUAUA